AGCCACUACCCUUAAUGCUCGGCGCGGUCGUCACCGUCGCUCUCCCUUGUCCAUCUUGAUGUCCGACCGGGCUGGAUACCAACCUUUAGCGCAGACUGUCGAUGAUGAGGAUGGUAUUGGCGAAGGCACUCAGCUGCCGAUCUCACGAGCAAGUGGGCGCCGUCGAGCUUCCCGGUCAGGAAGCAUAGAUCUCUCCAAGUUGGACAAAGCGUUCAAAAGGUGGACAGAAUCUAUUGCACAUAGGGUAAAGAGGAAGAAAACAGUCAAGGAACACGCCAAAAAGCAAAUAUGGCGCAGCGUUUUCGAGCCUACCAUCUUUGUCGAUGUUCCUCCCGCCACAAUAGUCAAAACUCUGGACCAUAAGCCUCCUAUGACAGCAGCUGAGUUUGAGGCAUUAGUGAAGUCUGUCAAGUCCGCUAUUUCAGAAGGGAUCCAUCCCAAGAUGAUCACCAAGGGAUCAUCAGGCUCAUAUUUCGCACGAGCGAAGAUGGAGAAUGGCCGAGUUCAUACUGUUGCCGUGUUUAAACCUAAAGACGAAGAACCAUACGGACGAUUGAAUCCCAAGACUACAAAAUGGCUUCACCGACAGUUCAGAUUCAUAAUACCUUUUGGUCGCGCAUGUCUUAUACCCAACCUGAGCUAUAUUUCUGAAGCAGCAGCGUCGCUGUUAGAUGAGCGUCUGAAUCUUCACAUCGUUCCUCCCACCAAGCUCGUGUCACUAUCCAGUCCCUCAUUUUUCUAUGACUGGCUAGACAGAAAUGCAGCGAAAAAAGGAAAGCCGCUACCGGACAAAAUAGGGAGCAUGCAGUAUUUUCUACAUGGUUACCUGGAUGCAUCGGAAUUUUUGCGAAAGUACCCUUGGCCAGGUCGUGCUAUCGCUGACACUUUUGACGAUUCCACACAUCGGCAAGGUAGCCUUUCCAAGCGUUUACUCAGUGCGGUCAAGGUAAUUUGUGGAAAGACCGGCGACCCUGAAGAUGUCUAUGAAGACUAUGAAGAAGACCGUCUGUUCGACGCUACGGAAACUGACCCCCAGACCCCUUUUUACUGGACACCAGCACUACAACAGAGUUUCCGAGAGGAAUUGGAAAAACUCGUGAUUUUGGAUUAUCUCAUGCUCAAUACUGAUCGGGGUGCUGACAAUUAUAUGAUUAAAUAUUGCGACAGUAACCACGAGAAAUCAUUGGUCGAUGUCGCCCCGUCGCGUUCUGCUACGCUGGACAUGCCGCUGAUGAGCGAACUGAAGCGGUCCCCGAAAGUGCCGCAAACGGAGACACCGCGAUCUUAUUCCGCCGUCUCUAUGGGAGCGCCCUCUUCCGCGGCGGCUGCCGGAGCUGAUUACACUCGCUACCCUCACAUUCAUAUUGCGGCAAUCGAUAAUUCUCUGUCCUUUCCCCACGAACACCCGCAGGGCUGGCGGAGUUAUGCUUAUGGCUGGCUCUACCUACCUGUCAGUGUAAUAGGGAAACCAUUCAGUGAAGAGACGCGAAAUCGCUUCUUGCCUCUGCUCACGUCGAAACUGUGGUGGGAAGAGACGACCUUUGAGUUGGAGAAGCUAUUUGCUGUUGACCCUGAUUUUCACCCUAAAAUGUUUGCUCGACAAUUAGCUGUCAUAAAGGGCCAAGCAUGGAACAUCGUCCAGUCUCUGAAGCAUUUAGAUGAAGGUCCCUUGGAGCUGACCAGACGUACCAAAGCCUUAGUUUGGGAUGAUCAACUUGAACUCACUGAAACAGACUUGGAUGACGUUAACAGUCCUGUCGCUGCGUCGCCGAAGCCAUCCAUAAAUAGUGUCCCUCUCCCAAGACGUGCUCGUAGCCAAAGCUCAGAUGAUUUUCCUCCUCCAAUUCAACGAGCCAUAUCCGAUGCCUCUGGCGCUCCUCGACCCGUCCCUUUUGUCGCAAAGUUCCAGAGGGUACAUCCUGGAACAACUGGUGUCACUGUAUUGGAACACCUGGAGAGGUUAGAUGCAGUCGAGGCCAGUCUACAACGGCUGAAUGCCGAAGAAGAUACCGUGGAGGUAGAUGUAGGGGAAUCUUCGACGAAACCUAUACGUAUCCCGGCGCAUGGUCAGGGAGCAUUUGGAUCAACUGCCUCACCGUCUCAGUCUGUUCCAGGCGGCGUGCCUACAUCUCCGUUCUCUGCCCCAGGAAGUCCACUAGCGACCGUGCAUGAGGUUCCUUCAAUGGCUAGUUCCAUGACGGAGGAAGAUCUUGUAGCCAUGUCCAUGUCAACUCCUCAAGUGGAGCAUAGUAGAUGGGCAAGCCAAGUUGGACGACGCAUCGACUGGUUACAACCUUCUGAACCCGCUACUAAGAGAACAGUUGUUGUCGAACGUCUUGAAACGAUAAGCAAGAAACCAUUAUGCUCUUGUUGGUAACUUUAGAAUGGCAUGUAUUAACUCUCCAGGCGGAUAACAAUGAUUGUAGUAAUGUACAAGGAUUUUAAGCUCAAUACACGGUGUAGAUCGUUAGCA
Molecule: messenger RNA, 2473 nt
Organism: Guyanagaster necrorhizus
Lineage: Eukaryota; Fungi; Basidiomycota; Agaricomycetes; Agaricales; Physalacriaceae
Exons: 15
Coding region: 59-2377 (772 amino acids)
Biological process (GO): endosome organization; phosphatidylinositol phosphate biosynthetic process; Golgi organization
Cellular component (GO): plasma membrane; fungal-type vacuole membrane; trans-Golgi network
Molecular function (GO): 1-phosphatidylinositol 4-kinase activity
Source: RefSeq, a predicted model, not a curated record